AUGGCCCCUCGCUUGCGUUCCUCGUCAGCUCCUCCAUCUCCGGGGCUCCUUGGUCCAGCUCCAUCCUUCGACACCCCUUUCUCUUUCAACCCUCCUCUCGCUACACAACCACCACCGAAAAGCCAUCCACACUCCUCUCAAAAUCCUUUAGCUUCUUCUCCUCCUAUUUCCCGACAUGUCGGCGAUUUCUCUAACCCAAAUUCAUCAGGAAGAGCCAAUGGUAGCUUUCAAGCGAAAAAUCAGUCGAGCUCAUGUCCCUCCACCCCGAAAGGUAAAUCCCCCUCUCUUGAUUCCAACUCGAGGAAGGUGACUGAGCAUACGAGUUCCCUCCCGAAGGUGGCUCGGCAGGGGAACGAAAUCCCACGUUCCUCAACGCUAGCUCCAAAGAAUUGGAGCGAGCACCUGUUCCCGGCGUCUCGGAAGAUGCAGAGAUUGGAUUCACCGGAGAUUCAAGUUUCCGGAAUUCCGCUCGUCACGAUUCCAGUGGAAUCUCUCGAAGAAGCUUCUAAGGAAUGGCAGGAUUACCUCAUAGGGCAAUUCUAUGGCUUGCCACCUUCUAUGGGACGAGUGAUAGGCGCAGUUAAUGGACUCUGGGCGAGGCAGGGACCGCGUGUCCGCGUGCACGAUGCUGGAAACGGGACUUUUCUCUUUCGCAUUCCUAGCGCAGAGGUACGGAACAAAAUCCUGGCCCGAAGAAUUUGGUAUAUAGGGCCAUGCCCAAUGUUUGUGUCGUUGUGGAAUCCUUAUCACAACCCCGAUAAACCUCCUCUCCGAUCGAUAGCAACGUGGGUGACGCUGCAUAACGUACCACACAUUCUGUAUAAUUCGGAUUGCUUAAGCAGGAUAGUAACUAGUUUGGGUGAACCUCUCUACAUGGACCGAGCCACUGCUUCUAAGGAGAAUCUUACAGUUGCUAGGAUUUAUACAGAGAUUCAGCUACACCGUCCGCCUCCGAAACACAUUGCAGUACGACUCCCGGACAACAAAGAGCUUUCAAUUGCGGUAGCUUAUGAUUGGUUGCCCCCAACAUGUUCCCUUUGCCAUGAAAUAGGGCAUAAUCAUCAUCACUGUCCUGCCCAUCCGCCGCCCACUCUGAAACAGCAAGUGCCCAGCUCCCCGGACCCAAGGGCCACUGAACUCCCCGAGAAUUGUUUGUCUCUGCCGCAGCAGGUUGCAGAAGAACUACAGAGCGUGGUCAAUGAGGUCAAGUCUAUAGCUUCGACUAACCUCCAGGGUCCAAGCGCUGAACUACAUCAGCGUCCCAUGACCCAAUCAUCAACCUGUCCAAACGAGGAGGUUGCGACUCUAGCUCCCUCCCAAGCAAGUUCUGGGAAGCUUCUAGUUAUUCAGCCCUCAGCCCCAACGACUAAAACAGAUCAACAUAUGUCCCCAGCAAACCCCGGAAAGCCGCAGUCAAACCCAUGUACGAGCAAGGUGCUGGGAUCUAAGCAAAAGGAAGUACAAGCUAACAGUGGAUCGAAGCAGAAAGGCAAGAGCCGCGGCCGCAAGGCCGUGAGAGGAGGCCUUCUAGAGACUCAUAUCCUUGAGGAGAACGCAUAUAGAAUCAGAGCCGCGAUACCACCGGGCUGGAGACAUCAAUGUAACUACAGACAUGGUCAACAUGGGAGGAUUUGGAUUGUAUGGGAUCCUUCAAUCAUUGUUACUAUCUAUCAGUCUUCACUACAAGCUAUCACUUGUGGUGUUCAACAAUUAUGCACCGGCCUUUCCUUUACGGCGACUUUUGUUUACGCGUCGAAUCAGGCUACAUUCAGACACGACCCAUGGAGUGAGCUGGUCUGCUUAGCCUCUUACAAUCCCCUAAAUCAGUCGUCGUGGCUUGUAUUCGGUGAUUUCAAUCAGGCCCUAUAUCUGGAGGAUCGUUCUGAUCUUACCAAUGUGCCAUCACAACGUCAAGGUCGCCAAGAUUUUGCAGCUUGUGUUGAGGAGAUAGGGCUACAGGAUGUGCCUAGCAGUGGACCGCACUUCACAUGGUGCAAUAAUCAGUCAGCGAAUCCGUUAUCAGUGAAACUCGACAGGGCAAUGUGCAACGACCGUUGGUCCGAAACUUUUCCAUCAGUCUAUGCCGAAUACUUAUCCCAGGGACCUUCCGACCACGCGCCCUGUGUGCUGCGAUUCCCAUCAGCCGCGGCUCAGACAAUUAAACUCAAGGAGGUUCAGAACCUGACUCAACGUGUGAAGAUAGCCGGGGAUAAACUAAGGUUGGUCCAAGAGACCGUCCUUCAGUCACCAGGGGCAGAGGCGAUCGAACGGGAAAAGAUGCUGAGGAAAGAAUGGUUGAUCCUAACUUUGGCCGAGGAAAAGUUAUUCCGCCAGAAGUCCAGAAUCAAGUGGUUACAGCUGGGAGACAAGAACACGGGGUAUUUCCACAAGGUGACAAAUGCCAGAAAUGCCCGUAACCACAUUCAUUCGCUUGUUGAUGAAGACGGACAGAAGCUGGAAUCGGUUGACAGCAUCAAAACCCAUGCCGUGAACUUCUAUGCAGACCUGAUCGGAAAGGCAGAUGAAGGGAUCCGACCCCCGUCAGUGGAUACCCUCCGAGCUCUUUUAAGGUACUCUUGCCCUAGUGACAUUGCUGUUGAACUAACCAGAAUUCCCACUCCUGGUGAAAUUGAGCAGGUCCUCUUUGCUAUGCCUGAAAACAAGGCACUAGGGCCGGAUGGAUUCCCCAAAGAAUUCUUCACGGCCACCUGGGAGAUUACCGGUUCAGAUCUCAUCAACUCUGUGAUGGACUUCUUUGUCUCUGGUCGACUAUUAGGGCAGGUGAACGCUACAAUCAUCUCCUUGAUCCCAAAAAAGGCAGGCGCAACUUCUUUAACGGACUAUCGGCCGAUAAGUUGCUGCAAUACAGUUUACAAGAUCAUAUCCACUAUUCUGGCAAAGCGGUUAAAGCAUAUCCUCCAAGCUAUUAUCUCGCCCAACCAAACUGCCUUCUUGCAGGGACGUUUGAUGCUCGAGAAUAUUCUACUGGCCACGGAUCUUAUUCGCGACUACAAUUGUAAGGGAUAG
This is a messenger RNA of Tarenaya hassleriana, 3027 nucleotides long. RefSeq lists its product as uncharacterized. The transcript has 3 exons. NCBI's taxonomy places the organism in Eukaryota, Viridiplantae, Streptophyta, Magnoliopsida, Brassicales, Cleomaceae. The coding region runs from base 1 to 3027 and encodes 1008 amino acids. The record is from RefSeq and is a predicted model, not a curated record.